GAUGAGAAUGCCCCGCCAAAUUCUGUCGCACUUGAAAGAAAAGAAAAAAAAAAAUUAUAUGAAUAGAAACAAGAUCAGUGAUGACGAGUAGAUUAGGGGAAUUUGGCUUGGAUGCCAAUGGUUCAUCUAUAGGUAUCCUCGAACUGUGGCACGAGCAUCGAGCCUCGAUUCUAUUCGCGACAACAUGUAUAUUGGCGGCGGUUUGGUGGCUUAUAGAGCUACGCCAGAAAGACAAGAUCGCGACUAAACCCCUAAGAUCUAUUCAAGAAAUUACGAAGUCCCUUCCACGCGGCGAUAGUAAAUCCUCGAUCGAAAACGUAGACAUACCGAAGGAGAAAACAAAAGAUUCAACCAGCGGACCACGGCGUAUUAAGGGAGAACUGCGAAGAGCUGGAAAUGCGCAGAAAAAUACGGAGGCUGGUGGCGAAAAACCUAUACAAGUUCUCGUUUUCUAUUCUUCCUUGACUGGAAGUACAGAGAGGACUGCGAAAGGGAUUGCUGGGGCUUUUGAAGUUUUGCUAGGAGAGCGAGAAGAUGGGUCUGAGAGACAGUUCCUAAAGCCCACCGUCAUAGAUCUGGCCGAAGCGGACUACGACGAAUACUUCAUCAAUGCGCCGAAUCCUACAGAUCAUAGCACGCCAGUAGAUCAUUUCUAUCUCCUGUUGAUCCCGAGUUAUAAUAUCGAUUCUAUCAACGACAACCUCCUCGAGCAUAUGCAAGAAACGCACCAUGACUUUAGAAUCGAUACUUCCCCCUUAUCAGGAAUUCUCGGUUACUCGGUCUUUGGUUUAGGUGAUCGGGAGGGAUGGCCGACCGAAGACGAGGGAUUCUGCUUCCAGGCAAAGGAGGUUGAUAAAUGGAUGGCUAGACUGACUGGUCGCAAGAGGGCCUACCCGCUGGGAAUGGCAGACACAAAACGGGAACCUAAAGAAAGGUUGGAUGAAUGGAUGGGUGGUGUGAAGGAUACCUUGAAACACAUCGCCAGCACGGGAUCUCUAGGAGAGGGAGUCCCUGGUAGUGGAGACGCUGUGGAAAGCGACGAUGAAUAUGGCUCUGCAGACGAGGAUGAUGGCGAAGUCGUUAUUGACCCAUCUGUUACAGUCAAAAAGGCGAAAAAGGGAAAGCCCGGGAACAUUGAUGAUGUGGAAGAUCUUGGGAGAAUCAUGAAGGCGUCCCAAAGUAACUCCGAGAAAUCGAGUAAUCCGGCACCAAUUGCCGUCGACUUCACCACAUAUAACAAAACGACAUCGAAGAGACCACCUCAAACUAUCAAGGAAAUGGUACCCAAGAAUUCGCCGACAUACGCUUCCCUUACUAAACAGGGGUACUCUAUAGUCGGUUCGCACUCAGGAGUCAAAAUCUGUAGAUGGACUAAAUCCGCUCUUCGCGGUCGGGGCUCGUGCUACAAAUUUUCCUUCUACGGUAUCGCUUCGCACCAAUGCAUGGAGACCACACCCUCCCUCUCUUGCUCCAACAAAUGCGUCUUCUGCUGGCGCCACGGCACAAACCCCGUCGGUACCACAUGGCGCUGGGUCGUCGACCCGCCCGAUAUGAUCUUCGACGGCGUCAAAGCCGGGCACUAUAAGAAAAUCAAGAUGAUGCGCGGCAUCCCCGGUGUCCGUGCCGAGCGUUUCGCGGAGGCUAUGCGGAUCCGGCACUGCGCAUUGAGUCUUGUCGGUGAACCAAUUUUCUACCCGCAUAUUAACGAGUUCCUUGCGCUCCUGCACGGCGAGAGGAUUUCCUCGUUUCUGGUGUGUAAUGCGCAGCACCCGGAUCAAUUGGCUGCGUUGCGCGCUGUUACGCAGUUGUAUGUGUCUAUUGAUGCUAGUAAUCGCGAUUCUUUGCGACGUAUUGAUAGGCCGCUACAUCGUGAUUUCUGGGAACGGUUUAUGCGGUGUCUGGAUAUUUUGCGUGAGAAGCGGUUUAAGCAACGUACUGUUUUCCGACUUACGCUUGUCAAGGGGUUCAAUGUUGAGGAUGAAGUGAAUGGAUAUGCGGACUUAGUCGAGCGCGGGUUGCCGUGUUUCGUUGAGAUCAAAGGUGUGACGUAUUGUGGUACGUCGAGUAGUGCCGGCGCUGGGUUGAGUAUGGCGAAUGUACCCUUCUACGCCGAAGUCACGGAGUUUGUUACUGCGCUUGAUGAGGAGUUGAAGAGGCGUGGGUUAGAUUAUGGGAUUGCGGCGGAGCAUGCGCAUAGUUGCUGCGUGCUUAUUGCGAGUGAAAGGUUUAGAGUAGAUGGGAAGUGGCAUACGCGGAUUGAAUACCAGCGCUUCUUCGAGCUGUUAGAGGAACGCGGUGCUGACGGCGAGUGGACGCCCGAGGAGUAUAUGGGCCCUGAGACGCCAGAGUGGGCGACGUGGGGGAAUGGUGGGUUUGAUCCGAGGGAUGUGAGGGUUGAUCGGAAGGGGAGGAAGAUAGAAGUUUCUUAGAUUAGUGAAUUAGGCAGGCAUAGGUAGGUAGGAUUAUCAUGGUUAGAAAUCUUGGGAGGUAUUCGCAUAUCACGCCUAAGCAAUCGAAUAAAAAAAGGCACUUGAAAAAA
Molecule: messenger RNA, 2539 nt
Organism: Hypoxylon trugodes
Lineage: Eukaryota; Fungi; Ascomycota; Sordariomycetes; Xylariales; Hypoxylaceae
Product: radical SAM superfamily-domain-containing protein
Exons: 2
Coding region: 81-2429 (782 amino acids)
Biological process (GO): wybutosine biosynthetic process
Molecular function (GO): electron transfer activity; FMN binding; 4 iron, 4 sulfur cluster binding
Source: RefSeq, a predicted model, not a curated record